Messenger RNA from Babesia sp. Xinjiang, 690 nucleotides. RefSeq lists its product as uncharacterized. NCBI's taxonomy places the organism in Eukaryota, Apicomplexa, Aconoidasida, Piroplasmida, Babesiidae. The transcript is spliced from 5 exons. The coding region runs from base 1 to 690 and encodes 229 amino acids. Gene Ontology annotation, biological process: DNA-templated transcription. The record is from RefSeq and is a predicted model, not a curated record.
AUGGCGCAGCUUCCGUGGAGAGUCCUCCGCUCGCGACCGGUAACCUUCGCGAAGGCUCGGUUAGCGGCGGAACGGUGUUCUGAAGAUUUAUCGCAAUUGUUAGAUAGCCAUGGGACUAGGACGCGUGUCACUUCUCUGUUACAGGCAUUUAUAGAGGCGCUGCAAGAAUGCGAAGCAAACUCCUAUGUAAGGGACAGCACAAAGUAUGUGCCGUGUGUAAAGGGUUUCAAAGUUAGAGGUGUCGUACAGAUACACCCAUCAUUCCUGGGGAACCCACUCAAAGGUGUCUACGUCUAUUUAUCGAAUUUCCUUAUGCAAUACAAUGACUAUGUGGGAGGGAUAUGGUUAACCUGUGGCAAAAUUUGUCAACUUGAUAAAUAUGGAUAUGUCACUGAUGGUGAUUGCUUAGGUAUCCUUUCGUUGCGCAUAACCGUCAAGCUACUGGUUUUCGUUCCGCAAAACGGGCUCAUGUUUGGAAAGGUUGUCCGAACAUUGCCAGAGAGAGCGUCAUUGCUCGUAUAUGGUAUAUUCGGCGUCACUGUGCGUUCUGCAGAGGGCAGUCGUGAUCAAGCUAAUACCCUGAAAGAGGGAGAUUUAGUUGAUGCUGAUGUCGACCAAGUUAAGAUCCUACAGAAGAACAAAUGGGUCAUGCUAGCUACGAGUGUGGACCGCGUAAAAGUAAUUUCGUAA